This is a messenger RNA of Centruroides sculpturatus (bark scorpion), 1830 nucleotides long. RefSeq names its product proteoglycan Cow-like. The record is from RefSeq and is a predicted model, not a curated record. The transcript is spliced from 11 exons. Gene Ontology annotation, biological process: establishment of protein localization to extracellular region. Bases 252 to 1652 code for a protein of 466 amino acids. Gene Ontology annotation, molecular function: protein binding; calcium ion binding. NCBI's taxonomy places the organism in Eukaryota, Metazoa, Arthropoda, Arachnida, Scorpiones, Buthidae.
CGGUCGUCUGCCGUCUCCCCACAAACUUUUUAGAAUAAAUUAAAAAAUAAUAAUAAUAUUAAAUUAAUUAUAUACUUCAGAAACGUAAGUCAAAUACUGAAUUCUUAUCCGUCUGUAAUAGAAGUAAAAAAGAAAAAAAAAGAAGAAAAAAUUUAUAUAGGGAAGCAGAGGAAAAAUCGAUAUCGGAAUCGGAACUGCAGUCUCCUCUAUAUAUACGUCUUGCCAUCUCUGUUAAGCUCGGUAAUAGAAAGAUGACGAAAACUUGGUCUAAGACGAAAUUGAAAAUGAUUUUUGGAUGGAUUGUUAUCCUUUACGUUUUAUGCUAUCGUCCAGUUUUGGGAUGGACCACAUUCGAUCAUCCUAAGAUGCACAGUUGGGAUUUCGAAUUCGAUGAAGCUGAGGAAGAGAAGGAAAAUGUAGAUGUGAGCAAAAGCACAAAAGUUUCAGAAGUUUGGACAGAAAAUAAUCUAUGUAAGAAUUUGCAAUGCAAACCUCAUCAGACAUGUGUAGUGAGAGAUUCUACAGUUGCUCUGUGUGUUAACAGAAAGAAAUUAAGAUCUAAAGAACCAAAACCUGUCCACAAGCAAUCUAAAGAAGAUGAAUUAGAAAGAAAUGAUAAUGAGUGGGAUGACCAAGAUAGUGGAAGUGACACUUGCAUUCCCUGUCCCCUUGCCACAUCCGAUUUUGUCUGUGGAUCUGAUAAUUUAACUUAUUCUUCUGUCUGUAGAUUAGAAUUCCGCAACUGUAUGCACAAAACUUUAGUUGUAGUUGCUUGCAAAGGUUUCUGCCCAUGUAAAGCUGCAAAAUCAGAUAAUGAUCAUCACAAAGAACAGAAGAUGAAAGAACGAUGGAAUCAUUACAUCAAUAAAUAUCAAAACACAAUCAAUAAGCAAAACAAACUCUCAAAACAAAAGCAAUCAGAGAAAGAAGAUAAAAUGAGUGAUGUUACAGUUAUAGGUAGCAGUGAAUCUGGUUUUACGGAACACCAAGGAAAACAAAAUUCUGUACUUACAAAAGUUUCUCCAACAGUUGUAAAGAGGGGCUGUAGUGAGGAUGAACUGAAAGCGAUGGGUGACAGAUUACUUGAUUGGUUUUCUGUAGUAAUGUCAGAUCAUCGAAGGGGCCAGUCUCGUCGUAGAUCAUUCAGACUAAGCCACACAGAAUUACCAGAUUGCAAACCAGAAGUAAAUUGGAUGUUUCAGCAUUUAGAUACUGAUGGUGACAUGAAGUUGUCACUCCAGGAACUAUAUGACUUAGAGCAUGAUGACAGAGAAUAUUGUCUGCGACCUUACCUUCUAGAUUGUGAUGUGGAUGGAGAUCUGGUUCUAAGCCCUCAUGAGUGGUGUUCUUGUUUUGAUAAAUCACAGAGACCUUGUGCUGCUGCUUUGAAACAAAUUCCACCAGGAUUGAUAGGAGGUUAUUAUCCAAAGUGUGAUAGUGAUGGAUAUUAUGUUCCGACUCAGUGCCAUCCAGGCACGGCCACAUGCUGGUGUGUAGAUCGACAUGGAGUAGAAUUUACUAAUACCAGACGCAGGGGUCGACCUGACUGUGAGGGAUUACUGAGAAGAGGAAACCAAGAGAAGGAUGACGACAUGGAGGAGGAUGCAGAAGAGGAUCAGGAAGGAUCUGCUGACAGACCUCUGGAUUUUUAAGCUUUCAAUUUUUUUUUUGUGUUAUAUAAUAAUAGCAAAAAGUAUAAAUAUCCCAAGUCGGGAUAGGGUGAACAUCACUCAAUAGUUGAUUUUUUAGUAACAUAUCUUAGUGGAUUAUGUAGACUAUUUGUAAACAUUUAAUGUUAUACAGUAAAUAAUCUUCUUACAAGUUUUUAAA